AUGCGCCACGGCAUUCACACGACUACCGGUUUAGCUUGGCACUGCGACAUGGGAAUCGAUCCUCUCGCGCUUCACGUCCGAUCUCUGGCGGCUACUGGUGGCAGCAUCUUCGUGGCAUCGUCGUGGACGAUAUACAAGGAACUUGUAGCUGUGUAUGCUGAAGUCCUCAACGCACUGCGUGUUCCGAGCUGGCCCAUCCAGAUGUCUGGUGAUCCUCCGCGCUACAUUGUCGCGCCUCUGCUGCACAUUAGCAGGGACAAGAUCAUCAUCAGCGUUGACCCGGAACGUCUUGGGCUCCACCCUGCAACAGCCAAGACUGGCCUUCGAGGCCCUCGAACUUCUCUCGAACUUGGCGUCCAAUACCGCCAUCGGCUCGACACGAGGGAGGGAGACAUGGUCUUCAUCAACAAUUUCGCCCUCUUGCACGACCGAGACUCCUACGUCGAUCUUAAAUACGGGCGUCACUUUGUCCGACUGUGGCAUCGGAACCCGGAGCUGGCUUGGUACCUCCCCAGAAUCCGCGGGGCUCGAGAAGUGGUACCCCGUCGUGCUACCUUUGAGUACAAGCCGCCCAAGUACACAGCCGGUUCUGCCGCCUUCAUCCUCGAGGACAGUGAAGACGUCAACGGCAAGGGCUUGAUUUAG
This is a messenger RNA of Parathielavia appendiculata, 645 nucleotides long. RefSeq names its product Clavaminate synthase-like protein. Gene Ontology annotation, molecular function: oxidoreductase activity. The transcript has 5 exons. The coding region runs from base 1 to 645 and encodes 214 amino acids. The record is from RefSeq and is a predicted model, not a curated record. Lineage: Eukaryota; Fungi; Ascomycota; Sordariomycetes; Sordariales; Chaetomiaceae.